CCACCCCUUCUAGGAGAUGGAGAGGCGCUGGGAGGGACUCCACACUCUGAACCCUCUAUUUGUCAGUCUCUGGGCUCCAUUAUGGGCACCACCAGCAACGAGCCGCCGCUAAUGAAAUUCAUACCCUUUGGGCCGAAAAGAGAGCUGAAAAACUACGCCGAUCCUGAUGUUCUGCGUCACACCUUUGAGACUCUGGCCAACCUCCACAAUCUGCUUCCGAAUCGCAUGAUGGAGAUGCUGUAUUCCUACAAGAGCGACCAGGACAAAACGAAAUGUGAGGCAGCUGACAUGUCCAGCUUGGAAGGGAUCUUAGAAAGACACCAGUUCCCACCGGAGAUUAACCUGACCCCGAAGCCAAGCAGAAAGCUCUCACAGAAAGGAAAAGCCACGGGCACUGUGAGCGAAGGGUGGAAGAAAUGCCCGUCGUGGCAGAGAAGCUCCAAGGAACCGCCCCUGGGCACCGUGGUGGUCAGGUGGCUGAAGAAGAUCAUGCAGCCCGCCCAGGAUCUUGCAUCAGUGACACAGCAGCUGGCGAUGUUCGGCCCCAUCCAGGCGGUCACUGCCUGUGGAAAACAAAGUGCCAUCGUGGUGUUCGGGGACGUAAGCUCAGCUUGCAGAGCUGUGAGCGCUUUCCACAACAAGGCCCUCGGCACCGAGCUCCAGUGCUCCUGGCAGCAGCCAUUCAUGGCAAAGGAUGUAAGAUUUUCUAUCAGAUUCUUCUAG
This is a messenger RNA of Cavia porcellus (domestic guinea pig), 723 nucleotides long. RefSeq names its product testis expressed protein 56. The coding region runs from base 82 to 723 and encodes 213 amino acids. The transcript is spliced from 3 exons. Lineage: Eukaryota; Metazoa; Chordata; Mammalia; Rodentia; Caviidae. The record is from RefSeq and is a predicted model, not a curated record.